AUGGGAGCGACACCUGCAAAUCUCAGCCACGCUGGGAGAGCAAUCAAGUCUCUACUUUAUGGGCUGAUGGCACUGUCACAACGCGAUGCUGGGGACGUCGCACGUCUAGUGCUGCACGCCGAACAAAGCGUCCUUGUGACCUUAAUCCGUCGGCAACAGCCUUAUAUCCGCGCCUAUAAAGAACUGAGUACGGCGAUCGACACCUUCGUGUUGGACACGUUCACCGAGUGCACGUGCUUCGGUUCGAAUGCCACCCCAACGUCAUCACAGAAGAAGGCCGUAGACAGGCUCCGGAUGUACCACGCAACGUGCUUUCCGCUGUUUCUCGAAAGUCCGACCGAUCACAUGCUCUCUUUGGACACGUAUCACCCGCUUCUCGCGGCAUCCAAGGGCUCGGCGAGAGGAUUGGUAUAUCAGCGGCGUCGAGGGCCCAUACUACAUCAAGACGAUCCCAGCAAUUCUCCGCCGAAUGUCCAAUAUACGCAAUUCACGGAUACAGUUGCAGACCCAGAAGAAGCUUUGGCGAUACACUUCGAACAAGCGUUGACUCUCGCCGAAUUCAUUCUGCAAGAUCCCAUCUCACGAACACGGUCUGAUACCGCAUCGGAUUUCAUCCCUAUACUACCUGCCAUUACGCCACUACUAAUCAUGGCGCACAUCAGCGGUAUUACUACGGAACUCCGCAGGCGAGUCAUAGACUUGCUGCGCCGCUACCCACAACAGGAGGUCUUCCUCGAGAGCGGCUUUGCCGCGGCGCUCUGCGAAUUAAUAUUGGGAGUGGAAGCCAGUGAUCGACAUGGGACACUAGAGAUCAAUGGUGCUGCGCCGGAGACAGUGCUGAGCAACAAGGUGUAUGGGGCUGGAGUGACGUUUACAAAGGCAAACAGAGCACGCGUGUCGAUACAAACGUGGGAUGAUUGGCUUGCGAAGAGGCCGGGGCGAGAGGAGACGCUGACGUGGUGA
Didymosphaeria variabile is the source of this 963-nucleotide messenger RNA. RefSeq lists its product as uncharacterized. The record is from RefSeq and is a predicted model, not a curated record. The transcript has 2 exons. Lineage: Eukaryota; Fungi; Ascomycota; Dothideomycetes; Pleosporales; Didymosphaeriaceae. The coding region runs from base 1 to 963 and encodes 320 amino acids.